AUGCAGAGAUCAUCUUUACGGUUUCUAAUUGGGCAGAGCCGACGAGGGUUUUGCACGAUUUCCGACAAGAUCGUAGCUUCGAUUCAAUUGGCAACAGCAGUGAAAGUUUACAACUGGUUCCUUCUAGCUCAGUUUAAAUUUGCUCCAAGUGUAGUGAAGCUCUCGAUUUCGUCAUUGGUUGAUCUUUUGAUGCGUGAAUGCAGAGCCAAGGGUGAAUACCAAAUGGACUAUGUACCUGCUCCAAGAAUUACGGAGGCUGACAAGAAGAACGAUAGAAAGUAA
Messenger RNA from Arabis nemorensis, 282 nucleotides. The record is from the annotation of a GenBank genome assembly. NCBI's taxonomy places the organism in Eukaryota, Viridiplantae, Streptophyta, Magnoliopsida, Brassicales, Brassicaceae.